This is a messenger RNA of Spirometra erinaceieuropaei, 371 nucleotides long. The record is from the annotation of a GenBank genome assembly. Lineage: Eukaryota; Metazoa; Platyhelminthes; Cestoda; Diphyllobothriidea; Diphyllobothriidae.
AUGCGUGAGGUAGCAGCUCCUUUGCAGUUUCACUUGCCCCAGCACGUCGUGGAUGCUGAGGGUUCCGGUCUGUUCCAGGACUCCCGUAUGCGGGAUCAUGUCCUGCCAUCUCCGCCUCAGUAUUCUGCAGAUGCUGCUGAAAUGAAGGUGAUUCAGCUUCCCAGCUUGAUUUGAAUAGAAGGUCCAGGUUUCCGCUCCUUACAGAAAUUUUGUCAAUACGACGAUCUUGUACAUCCUCUCUUUAGUGUUUGUUUGAAGGCUGUGACCAUUUUACGCGGAGGCUUGCUGCUGGCGAAGGUCUGGCUGUUUUUGGAGAUCCGGUGAACAACGCCAUCGUUGAUUUUUAUGCUGCACAGGAGUGUGCUUCCUAG